AUGAUGAAAUCAAUGCUCUUUGGUCUCUUCGCCGUCGGAUCCGCUUCUGUCGACCAUUAUGGCAAGAUCCGAAUGCCUCGAUUUGAAAAACUGGUCGGUUCGGAGGUCGAUUUGGCUGGCCCGAUCGCCGUUGACUCGGAAAAAGACUGUACUGAUCUCUGCCGCGUUGCAUCGUUCUUUGCCAGCCCGACACGACAAUACGAUGCCAACUGUGAUUUUGCGGAUAUCUACGCUGACGGACAAUGCUCUCUCUCUGAAAUUCCAACAUUGCAAGAAUUCAUCGUCGACAAAAUUGGCUCCCGUGCACUUUCCUGCCGCGCUCUUUGCUCCUUCAUGUCCGACUGCAUGGUAGUUCAGACCGAGUCUAAAAUAACGCGACGAAUGACCUCCCGAACUUGCUCCUUUUUCAACGGAUACGUCGAGGAAGAAACUUUUCAAACUGAAUCAGUCAGAGAAUUCGCGAAGAAAAAAUUAAAGGAAGAGAAUAUUUCGAGCAUCAAAACCAUCUCUCUUGAGAGACAAAAAGAGGGAGAAGAAGAAAUAGUCAAGAAGAAUCAGAUGAUUAUUUACAACCGCGUCCCGAAAUGCGGGUCGACAACGACUCUUGCGAUCAUCGAUUCUUUGAAGAAAAAGCUCAAAUACAAAACUUUUAACGACAUUGCUCCUAAAAUGUCUCACCGAAUGAAAACCGAUGAAGAAGAACUCGCGCUGAUAAGGAAAAUAACGCAGCUAGAAAAGCCAAUGAUCUACAUUCGGCAUGUAUAUUUCCUCGAUUUCGACCGAUUCGCUGUCGAAAAGCCCCUGUACAUCAACAUCGCGAGAGAUCCUGUUUCGCAUUUCAUCUCGAAGUUUUACUACCAUCGAAAUGGAUUCGCCGGGGAGAAGAAGAAGAACUACGAAAAGUGGAAAUAUGAAAUGCCGGACGAUCAACGAUCAAUGACUUUAGAAGAGUGUGUUCAAACUGAAGCAACGGAGUGCAAACGACCUUUUUUGAGCCUUAUUCCUUUCUUCUGUGGCCAUUCGAGUAUUUGUCUGAAACGAGGAAAAGAAGCAGUAGAAAUCGCGAAAAAGAACAUUUUAAAAAGCUAUGCGAUUGUUGGAGUUACGGAAGACUUACCCAGCACGAUGAGAGCCUUUGAAAUUGUCGCUCCUGAAUUUUUCAAAGGAGCAUAUCACUUGAUUGAAGAAAAAGAUGAUAAACUUCAUGAAAAAACGAAAACUGCUGACAAAGAAGAAGCAACGCCAGAAUCGCUCGAGUACUUGAAGAGCAAAUUAUCCCGAGAAUAUGAGCUGUAUAAUUUUAUCAAGAAGACAUUUUACGAAAGAAUAGAAGAAUUUAAGAGAAGCGGACUUUGGUAA
Messenger RNA from Oikopleura dioica, 1359 nucleotides. Lineage: Eukaryota; Metazoa; Chordata; Appendicularia; Copelata; Oikopleuridae. The record is from the annotation of a GenBank genome assembly.